GGGAUGAUCGAGCUUUGUUUACGAUUUCGAAAGUAAGAAGUAUCAGUAUUCCCCGAUAUGGCCGAGGCUUUAAACACCAAUGCCUCGAAAGCAAAACCAAGUUAUGGGGGCUCCACGGUUAAUAAUGCAGCCGUGACGCUGUCUGAAAUUCCUUCUAAGGAUACUGACCAAGAACCACCCCGACCUCAACUUUCAUUCAAAAGCAACGAUGACGAAAUAUUGCGUGAAGUGUGUCUCAACAAUGGCAUCAAUCACAAAAAGCUCAAAGUGGAGGGCCCUGAGGCUCGCACCCUGGAAAUGUUUUUCUCAGGAUUCCCUCGCCUCAUUGGGAUGCAUCAUUUCCCCAACCUUACUACCCUCACUGUGAUAGGCCAGAGUGUCAGUCGUUUGGAAGGACUGAAUGCUCUGCCUCUCCUUGAAGAACUCUGGGUUGCUGAAUGUCAACUGACAAAAAUAGAUGGCUUGCAGAAGUGCAAGAAUCUAACAAAGCUUUACUUGUAUGGCAACAAGAUACCUGUGAUUGAAAACAUCGACCAUUUAACCAGCUUGACUGUUUUAUGGCUGAACAAUAAUGAAAUAAAAAACAUUGAGAAUCUACACUCAUUGAUAAAACUGAGGGAACUGAAUUUAGCUGAAAAUUUGAUUGAGAAAAUAGGCAGCUCUCUCACUUGCAACUCACACCUGGAAGAUUUGAAUCUCUCUGGCAAUCCUCUGUGGUCAUUGAGGGACUUAACAUGUCUUGUUCGCAUGAUCAAGCUUAUGCGUUUGAGCCUGAAAGACCCAUUGUACCACCCAUGUCCAGCCAGCCAACUGUGUAACUAUUCCACUCAUAUUCUGUACCACCUGCCGAAUCUCUCAGCCCUGGACACUCUAGACAUCACCAACAGACAGCUGGCUGAUCUUGCUGAGGGAACAGUUAACAAAAAGAAAAUGUUUUACAACAUGAGGGCCAAGACAAUUAAGAGGAAUAUGUCAGACCUGUUGGCAAGAUUGGGGACGACAAAGAAAGAACUGAUGGAGACGCCAACCAGCAAACUGAGAGUCUUGAACUUUGUCAUCAAAGAGAUGGAGAGAGAAAUGGAGCUUGGAGGGGAUGAAAAUCAUCCUGUGCCAGACGCGUGUGACAGUGACCCUGAGAGUGAAAGGGAUGUUAAGCAUCCAGAAAAGUCAAGGACACCAUAUAGAAUCAAACUUGAUGCCUUAAAGCAGAAACGUAGACGGUGGGAGACAAAGAUCAAUGAAAUGGAAACUUAUGCUCGGGCAUCAGAAUCUCGUGUGAGGUUGACAGCAGAUGUGAUGAUCAACAGACUGUUGGUGGAGUUGGAGACUGGGGGCAAUGUGAAAUUUGUUGAUGGCCAGUCCAGCGACGCUUGGUUCACAUCGUGUCAUGAUCUUGUUCUUUCCCGCUUCUGUGCCUAUGAUUACCGGGAUCUUGGUGUUGUUGGCAUAAAAAUUCACAGAAUUGUACGGAUACACAAUCGCAUGCUGCGCACCCGAUUUGACAAAUCCAUCAUCAACCUGACAGAGAGCAACAAAGGAGAGUAUUAUCCAGGUGUCAAAAAUACAGCUUACAAAAAGUCUCUGGAAUAUUUGUUCUGGAUGUCUGACCCUGAGAUGCCAGGCGGUCAUAAUGAGAGUGCCCGCAUCCCUGAGGAGGGAUUUCUGGAUGGGGAAACCUACAUGAAACUUGGGCGGGAUGGGGCUGUUCCAUUGAGUAACAGCAUCAGUUUGGCUGACAGGAGAAGGAUUGCGCACUGCAUCAAAGUCAACAGAGACAAGGAGGAUAUUGACAACUGUCCUUUCAGAUUUGGUCAGCUGAUUGUUGCAAAGACUCAUCUUGGCAAAAGUGUUGUGGCAACGGAUGAGAGACAAAUCUGUAAAGCAUCAUAUCCCAAGAUGGAUUCUGUUUUCAGACCAAGAAAGAACUGUAUACCAAAAGAAAAAAAAUCAGAGGAAAAUGGCUGUGAGUGUAGUGCUCGGCAGUGUGAGUGGUACAUCUUCAACAAUAACCUUGUUCUUCCUGAAUACAUCAUUGAGUUUGAGUAUGUCACAAGGCUGAAAUCCCGGUGCCCGUUUCAAAACCUGAACGAGGACCUUCUCAGUGAGCAGCCAGCAAAGCCGCCCAAGACAAACGCGGUAGCUCACCACGAGGACCAUGACAGUGACAGCGACAGUGACAUCAUCAGAAUGGAACCCGAGUUUAAAUCUCGACCACGCAUGGUGACCCUCACUGAUGAACUGAUCUUGAGAGCUGCCAAGGUCGACAUGAUGCACAAGGUCACGGUGCUCAACCUGCAUGGCAAUGGCCUGACCAAGCUGCGACAUCUACAGGUCGUGACAAAUCUCAAGCGUUUGGUCGUUAGCUUCAACGAGCUCACUCGACUGGAUGAACUCUCCAACAUGCAUAUUGAGUACAUAGAUGCAAGUUUCAACAAGAUUUGCACUCUGGAUGGCAUGAAGGGCAUGACCCACCUUUCAGAGCUCAAUGUCUCCUGGAACAAGCUGGCCAACACCAGGGAAGAGCUCUCCAUUUUGAGAAAGCAUCUUGGCGGGUUGAAAGUUUUAGACAUUCGCAGCAAUCCCUGGCUGAAGGCAGUGGAUCUUCGUUUGCGUGCAAUAGGAAGACUGAAGAAUCUCCAAAUGCUAGACGGUAAAAGAGUUGAAGAGGAGGAAGCUGCCCUGGCAUUCAGAUGUGCUGCUGGCUCCAGGAUUUCCCAGCUGUCGCUGCUGACUCAUUCACGCACUGACUCAACCGUCCCAAGAUCACUCUCUCUGGGGACGUGUGCCCAUAUCAUUUCAACAGUCAGUCGCCAUAAGCCCAUGAAGUCGAGUGAGAAUGAUGCAAGCUGGUACAGUCAGGUGACAACUCUAAACUUGGAUAACCAACACAUCACAAAACUGUCCAACUUGGACCGUCUGGAGAGUUUGCAGUGGGUCUCAUUCAACAACAAUGAUCUCACCCGCAUUGAGGGCCUAGACGGUUGUACCCAGAUCUUGGAGUUGUCCCUGAGCAACAACUGUUUAGCCCACCUUGAGGGAAUGAGCAAACUGACCCGCAUUCAGCGUCUUGACCUCUCCCACAAUUGCCUCACCUCCCUGAACACCGGGGCUCUCUCUGCAAUGUCGUCCCUGACCUCGCUGUCUCUCGAGUCCAACAAGCUGACCAGCCUGGCAGGACUUCAGCGAGCCACAGCUCUCGUGGAGCUGUACAUAGGCAACAAUGAGAUCAGCAACAUUAGGGAGGUCUUUCUUUUGAAGUCCUUACCUAACCUGGUGAUCCUAGACAUGUAUGGAAACCCAAUGGUCUCCCAGGUGGAAAACUACAGGCUUUUUGUGAUCUACCAUCUACGCUCCCUCAAAGCUUUGGAUGGAACAGCUAUUGAAGCUCACGAGGGCAACAUGGCAAAAGACACGUUUGGUGGUCGACUGACCCCGGAUUUCAUAGCCGAAAAGCUAGGACAUUCCUCAUUUUUAGAGGUCAGGGAACUAGACUUGCCAAAUUGUGCUAUCAGAACAGUUGACCUGGGAACAGGAGAGCAGUUCAUCAACCUGAGAAGUGUGAACUUAGAGCACAACAACCUUCAGUCUUUCACUGGACUUAUCCAUUUGGUGAAUCUCAGGGUUCUUUGCCUCAAUCACAACCACAUUGAAUGCAUUGUGCCCAAGUCCAAAACAACACCUAGCCUGAAAGGAGGAUCUAGAUUUGGAGGCAACUUUCCAAGCAAGAAUGUUGACUACUUUGCAGAGAACUGUGCCCCGGUAUUAGAAAAUCUGGAAGUUUUGCACCUUGGAUACAAUGGAAUCAAAGACAUGGCUGCUCUGCAACUCAGUCGUUUGCCUUCACUGAAAGCUCUCUUUCUUCAAGGAAAUGAGAUCGUGAAAGUGGAAGGUCUGGAUGGACUCCAUGAUUUGCGUGAACUCGUGCUAGACAGAAACAAAAUCAAGCAGUUGUCAGAAUAUUCCUUCAUAAAUCAAUGGAACCUCCAGGAAUUGCACUUGGAGGAAAAUCGCCUUAGAGACCUGGUUGGCCUGGGUUGUCUGGAGAACUUAUUGCGUCUGUAUCUGGGCUCCAACCGCAUCCAGGAGCUGGUUGAGUUAGACAGAUUGGACACUCUACACAACCUGGUAGAGAUUUCUCUGGUCAACAAUGCUGUGGCACGACGACUCAUGCACCGUGUUGUUCUUGUUCAUCGACUUCCAAGACUUGCUGUGAUUGAUGGCAUUCUCAUUACUGAGGAAGAACGGAACAAGGCAGAGCUUUAUUAUGCUGACCAGACCCAGAUGAUGACGGGCCAACCACCCAUGACUGGUCUUGAUUCUGGUCUACCUGGAAUUGGUCACUACAAGCCCAGUGUCCAAGUGAAGGUGACAAACAUGCAACUGUCUUCACCACCUGUGUGGGGAAACACUUCUCACUUUGAAGAGGAGACUGGACAAAGGGGAGGUGGCCGCAACAAGCGUCAGACACGUGACUUACAAAGGCAAGCUUUCGGCCUUCCUGGAGGAGGUGGUGCCAACAACACUGCUCCAACAAACAACAAUGGCCGCAUGCAGUAUACCUAUCUGAACCAGAUGCCCUACUCUUCCAGUCAGACUGCUGAAUAUGUGGAAAACAUUGCCAGAAUGAACCAACAAAGAGCCAACAAAAGAUGAGACAUAUCUUGCUUAUGGAUGUUGGAAUCACUACAAUAUUUCAACUAGCUUCAGAGAUGAGCUUACAGUCAAACCUGCCCUGACGGCCACCUCUAUAAGAUGGCCACCUGUGCAAACGGCCACUUUCCUUUUCCCC
Molecule: messenger RNA, 4789 nt
Organism: Aplysia californica (California sea hare)
Lineage: Eukaryota; Metazoa; Mollusca; Gastropoda; Aplysiida; Aplysiidae
Product: leucine-rich repeat-containing protein 9
Exons: 34
Coding region: 58-4653 (1531 amino acids)
Molecular function (GO): protein binding
Source: RefSeq, a predicted model, not a curated record